AGCUGGCAGAGCAUCCGGCGUGUGGCGGAGGCAGAGAAGCGGAGGAAGGAGUGGGGUGGUUCUCUCCUAGGCCCAGGCCCCCGCUCCGCCCGGCGCCAUGGCGAUGCAAGCGGCCAAGCGGGCUAACAUUCGGCUGCCUCCGGAAGUGAAUCGGAUUUUGUACAUCAGAAACUUGCCGUACAAAAUCACCGCUGAGGAAAUGUAUGAUAUCUUCGGAAAAUAUGGGCCCAUUCGACAGAUCAGAGUUGGAAACACUCCGGAGACUAGAGGAACAGCAUAUGUAGUCUAUGAAGACAUCUUUGAUGCCAAGAAUGCUUGUGAUCACCUGUCAGGAUUCAAUGUGUGCAACAGAUACCUUGUUGUCCUGUACUACAAUGCAAACAGGGCCUUCCAGAAGAUGGAUACAAAGAAGAAAGAGGAACAGCUCAAACUGCUCAAGGAAAAAUAUGGAAUCAACACAGAUCCACCCAAAUAAGAUGGGGCAGUUCUGGAAAGAUGAUUAUUUCAAAUCUGUCACCAUCUUCGGACUGAACCUCAUAAGGACCCUUAAGUGUAUUUUGUAUUGCUUUUUAUGCUGGGUGCAUAAACUAUUGAAUCUUAAGCUUUAUUAAUUUACAAUUGAAACAUCCUAAAUAAAUGCCGACUAUCCUAUGAUUUGUGGUAAACUUAAGUGUACAGGCUGGCUUCUUGCUAAAAUGGACCACUGGCUGUUGCGACAGUAACCGGUGUUUGUCUCCAGCAGGCUUUCCCAAGAUGUAACCAAAUGUAUUUGGUUUGGUUCUGGAGAAAUUUUUCCCCCUCCUAGGGUUUGUGCUAGAUUCUAACCACCACUUAAAUCCUUUGCAUUGGGUAAGUGGCUUCUUCAAGCGGGUGAACUUCACCCUAUGGACAAACUGAAGUUGCAUGCCACAUGUACCACGUGUCUUGUAUGGAAGCUGAUACUGUGUAUUUUGAUACUUAUCAGACUUGUGCUAUUGUAUCUAAGCAACCAUGGAUUUCCUCCCAAUGGGAAUGUUUUGGAGGAGUCUAAUUUUGUAUUAGAGGGAGCUUAUGUGUUUGUUUUUAAGGCAAUUCCAUAUUAAAAAUCUACCCCCAG
This is a messenger RNA of Alligator mississippiensis (American alligator), 1096 nucleotides long. RefSeq names its product splicing factor 3b subunit 6 (gene SF3B6). The transcript is spliced from 4 exons. Gene Ontology annotation, molecular function: mRNA binding. The coding region runs from base 98 to 475 and encodes 125 amino acids. The record is from RefSeq and is a predicted model, not a curated record. Gene Ontology annotation, cellular component: nucleus; cytoplasm; ribonucleoprotein complex. NCBI's taxonomy places the organism in Eukaryota, Metazoa, Chordata, Crocodylia, Alligatoridae.